AUGGGCCAAUAUGGAAAGUGGAAAUGCAUAAUAUAUACUCUUUUUUUUCCAUCUCUUUCUCUCUCCCUCUCCGAUUUCCUACUCGCUCUGCACUUCCCGCUCCACUCCGAUUUCAAAUACCCGUCGCCAUCUCUCACUCCAUCGCGGCAUUACAAUCCAAACCUCCACGGUGAUGAUUCUUUAAGAAUUUGGGGAUUUUCGAAUGCCGUGUUUGUAGAAAUUCGUGACGUUUACGCCGACAAUCUGGACGAAGAAUUCAAAUUGAUCGCCGAAACCAUCGACAAAUACCCCUUGAUCGGCCUCGACGCCGAGUACCUGGGAGUCCCGGUCCCGGCGGCGGGGUCCACCAAGUACGAGAAGCUGAAAAUCAACGUGGACUCGACGAAGCUGAUUCAGGUUGGGCUCACGCUCCUCGACGACAAGGUAAAUUUGCCUCCCCACGGCAUCGUCUGGCAGUUCAACUUCCGCGAAUUCAACCCGGCCUCCUCGGUCGAGCUCCUGCGCGACAGCGGCAUCGAUUUCGCCGCCAACAUGGAAAAGGGCGUCGACGCGGCGAGGUUCGGGGAGCUGCUGAUGUCGUCCGGGAACGGGAACGUGGCGCUGGUCACGUUCCAGGGUUCUUGGUCAAGAUUUGGAGCGGCGGGAGGCUGCCCGGGUCGGUGGAGGAGUUCUUGGGGUUGGUGAAAGUGUUUUUUCCGGUGAGUUAUGAUGUUAAGUAUUUGAUGAAGUGCACCGGGCCGGGGUGCUGCACGGGGGGCUGAGCGGGCUGGGUGAGACGCUCGGGCUGGAGAGGGUCGGGGUGGCCCACCAGGCGGGCUCGGACAGCUUGCUCACCGUGGCUGCGUUUGUCAAGAUUAGGGACAUGUACUUUGGGGGGGAUGUGGAGAAGCAUUGUGGUGUGGUGUGGUGUGGUGUAGAAUGUGAAGUUGG
Salvia splendens (bonfire salvia) is the source of this 930-nucleotide messenger RNA. RefSeq names its product probable CCR4-associated factor 1 homolog 10. The transcript is spliced from 3 exons. Gene Ontology annotation, cellular component: CCR4-NOT complex. NCBI's taxonomy places the organism in Eukaryota, Viridiplantae, Streptophyta, Magnoliopsida, Lamiales, Lamiaceae. Gene Ontology annotation, molecular function: nucleic acid binding; poly(A)-specific ribonuclease activity. The record is from RefSeq and is a predicted model, not a curated record. The coding region runs from base 1 to 684 and encodes 227 amino acids.